GUCCGUCGAGCCGCGGCCGCGGUGGAGCGCACGAGCGAGGAGCGGGCGGAGGGCCGAUCGACGUACGCCCCCGAGUCGUACACGGAGAUGUGCAGAGACGCGUACGCGAGCGUGGCGGAUGCGUUGGCGGAUGGGAAGACGCUCAUCGAGGUGGAGUUCCCGGCGAUCCCUGGCGAAGACGCUGAUUACAAAGCCGCGAGCGACGUGUACAUCGAUGCGAACUUGCAGUACGCGUUGACGAUCGCUAAACGGUUGAACGACGAGAAAGGGAAGCGGGUGGACGUGUUGGUGCCGGAUGGGAUAGAGUAUCGACGCGCGAAGAAGAUUUUUGAACAAGCGCUCGGGUUGUCCAACGAACAGGUGAGAAUCAACGUUUUGGAUGGUAAGAAGGGAGGUAUGUUCGGUAACGCGUUCAGCGAUCUCAUGGGUGGUAAGGGUUUGCGAACGCGUCAAGAGGCUGAGAAGGAUAACGAUUUCGAGGACGCCGACGUCUUCAUCGCCGUCAACCUGAGUACGAUCGAACUCGAAAACUUGGAGAAGUUCGAGCAAAACAUCGCCAAGGGUCGCCCGAUCAUCGCCCUGAACAAUCAGCUGGACACGCUUCGCGCCGAUCUCGGUCUGUUCUCCUUUCCGGAGAAGGACCUGCACUAUCGCUUCCUGAGCCGCUUCACCCCCGCGUUCUACCUCCGCACCAGAAACUACUCUCGCAGUAUUUCGGUCUCCCCGUUCAUCGUCAACUAUUCCGGUGCGAUUUUCCGGGAGUACCCGGCGCCGUGGCAGGUGAUGAUCAAGCAAUCCAACGGCGUGUUGGCGUGCGUGGCGGAAAACGAGGAUAGAUUCACGCUCGCCGAGGCCAAGGAGGAGAUGCUCAUCGCCCUCGGAAUCAACGAUCCCGAUGACAGCCCCAUGAAAAAGCUUCGCAGUGGUUACAAGACAUCGACCUGGUGGGAGGAAGAUCAAGACGAGGAAAAAAGCGACGCGUGGAGAACGUGA
Molecule: messenger RNA, 993 nt
Organism: Ostreococcus tauri
Lineage: Eukaryota; Viridiplantae; Chlorophyta; Mamiellophyceae; Mamiellales; Bathycoccaceae
Product: Domain of unknown function DUF1995
Exons: 1
Source: RefSeq, a predicted model, not a curated record